Molecule: messenger RNA, 2464 nt
Organism: Ilex paraguariensis (yerba mate)
Lineage: Eukaryota; Viridiplantae; Streptophyta; Magnoliopsida; Aquifoliales; Aquifoliaceae
Source: the annotation of a GenBank genome assembly
CAUACCCAGAAGUAGUAGUGAAAAGAUGGAUAGUCUCUUUUUGAAGGCAGGGAUUCAUGGGGUGACUUCAGCGAUCCCGGUCGCCGGGGGAGCUUUAGACGUCCGUACAACUUCAGCCCACCUUAGCGCCGCGGUGGGACAUUCUGCGACGCCGGCUGCCAAUGCGAUUUCGGUUGACAAACCUUCUGUGUCGUUGUCGACGCCGCCUCAAAGAACUGCGCCUUGGGGGUUUUCUUUUAGGUACCCACUCAGAUCUCUGUGGCCUGGAGGUCGAAACAGGUACGAUGCCAUUGCGCUGGAUGACGCCGUCGUGGUUGAUGAAAAGGAAGAGAAAAAAGAAGGGGUUAUUGAAGGUGAGAGUGGGAAUGAUGGACAGAAUGGGAAUUGGGUGUCGAAGAUUCUUCAUGUGAGGGCUUUGUGGAAGGACGAAGGGCAAAGUGGCGGUGAAGGAUUGGGGGAAAAAGAGGAAGAAACCGGCGUGGUGAAUGAUAAUGAAAAUGAUCUGGGCAGCAGCGAAUGUUAUGGUGGUGGUGGUGAUGAAGAAUGUAAUGUAUGUACAGUUGAUGAUGACGACAAGAUUGAAUUCAACAGGGGUUCGUUUUCAAAGCUGCUUCGCAGGGUGUCGUUGGCAGAAGCAAGGUUGUAUGCUCAGAUGUCGUAUUUAGGGAACUUGGCUUAUUCCAUUCCCCAAAUCAAGCCAGGAAAUCUCCUGAAAUAUCACGGACUGCGAUUCAUUACUUCGUCAUUGGAAAAGAAACAACAAGUGCUAAAGGCUGAAAAAGAGAAGGCAGAAGCCGAUGUUCAGGAAGCAGAAGGAAGCCCAAAGGAGCCUGCGGACAGGAAGGAGGGGAAGACUACUAGUGGGAAUAGGGUAAGUGUCACCACUGCUUAUCAGAUUGCCGCCUCUGCUGCUUCGUAUCUGCAUGCUCAUACAACAAGCGUCCUUCCCUUUACAUCCUUCAAACCCAAGUCAAUUAAAGAUCCGCCUGAAGGAGAAAGUGGAACCAAUGAUAAUGUUUGUAUGAUGGACGCAAAGGUGGCCUCCUUAAUGGCAACCACUGACUCAGUGACAGCAGUGGUCGCUGCAAAGGAGGAAGUGAAGCAGGCUGUUGCAGAUGAUUUGAAUUCAACACGUUCAUCACCCUGUGAGUGGUUCGUUUGCGAUGAUGAUCAAAGUGGCACAAGAUUCUUUGUCAUUCAGGGAUCGGAGUCACUGGCAUCGUGGCAAGCCAAUCUACUCUUUGAGCCCGUUCAGUUUGAGGGACUGGAUGUGAUUGUGCAUAGAGGUAUAUAUGAGGCUGCAAAGGGGAUAUAUGAGCAGAUGCUGCCUGAAGUCCGUGCGCAUCUAAGAUUUCAUGGUGAUCGCGCCACGUUCCGUUUUACGGGGCACUCUCUCGGCGGUAGCUUGUCGCUGCUUGUAAAUCUCAUGCUGUUGAUUAGGGGGGAAGUCCUUCCUUCUUCCUUGCUUCCCGUUAUAACGUUUGGGGCACCAUCUAUUAUGUGUGGAGGGGAUCGCCUGCUUCGUGAGCUUGGAUUGCCUCAAGGCCAUAUCAAGGCAGUCACAAUGCACCGAGACAUUGUACCUAGAGCCUUCUCUUGCCAUUACCCCAAUCAUGUUGCAGAGCUUCUUAAGGCAGUCAAUCGAAACUUUCGGGGUCAUCCAUGUCUCAAUAACCAGAGGCUGUUGUAUGCUCCAAUGGGGGAGUUUCUGAUUCUACAGCCAGAUGAGAAAUUGUCUCCCAACCAUGAUCUCCUUCCCUCCGGCAGUGGGCUAUAUCUAUUGAGAUGCCCAGUGUCAGACGCCAGUGAGGCAGAGAAGCAGGUGCGUGCUGCACAGGCUGUGUUCUUAAACUCACCGCAUCCACUUGAAAUCUUAAGUGACCGUUCGGCAUAUGGUUCCGGGGGAACCAUUCAAAGAGAUCACGACAUGAACUCUUACUGGAAAUCUGUUCGCAGUGUAGUCCGCCAGGAGCUCAUCCGUAGGAGGAAAGCUAGGAGAGAGCACCGUCGCAAAUUUUGGUGGCCUCUUGUAGCACGCAGCAUUGAUGCUGGUAACAGCAUUAUGGGGAGGUCUCCGGUAUCAGCGAACAUGGGCCAAGGUCAAUUCAACUUCUCGGGCGUGUUACAAACUGGCCGAGAAUCUUUGAACAGGUUUAGUAGGCUUGUUGCAUCGCAGCACAUGCAUUUGCUUGUGGUGCUCCUGUUUCCUGCACGGUUGUUGAUCGUUGGUGCAUAUAGCGUAAUCAAUUUCCGUUAAUUAGUUGGUGAUGCUGGAAUUGGUUGUUAGAUAAACACCAGGGGAUUAACUUUAGAGUCUGAGGUGCAUGGUUUACAAUAUAAGAGUAGAUGAUUCAUUGUUCAUUUGGUUGUUACAGCAAUUCAUGUUCCCCUGUUUUGGAGAUGGGGAAUUAAAAGAUUGGCAUGUAGAAAAAAAAAAUUCAUUUGAAAAUCAAUGAAAAUAAAC